Molecule: messenger RNA, 1011 nt
Organism: Tetrahymena thermophila SB210
Lineage: Eukaryota; Ciliophora; Oligohymenophorea; Hymenostomatida; Tetrahymenidae
Exons: 9
Source: RefSeq, a predicted model, not a curated record
AUGCAGAGAUAAUUUAUUUUUUUUAUUUAAUUGAUAAAAUUUUAUAAGUUUAUGUUAUUUGAAGUGAAAUUAUUUAUAGUAUUCAAAUUUAGAUUGGCAGAAUAAAUAUUAAAUUCUGAUAUUACAUUUAAUAAAAUCAAGUUAGUAAAAAAUAUGGGAGAAAAGUAAUCAAAAAAUAAGUCAAUUAAGAAUUUUAAUGACAAUAAAAAAAACCCAUAAAAAUAAAAUGAAGAUCAAUCACAACACAAGUAAAAGCCUAAAGAAGAAACUCUUGAUAUUAUUUUAAUAAAUGAUUCCUAGGCCUAAUAAAAGAUAACUUUAAAAAGCUAUUCUGAAAUAGAAAAUAUUGAUUCUACAUAUACUGUUUCGCUCAUCAUAGAUUAACCAAAAUAAUAUAACAUUAUAUCAUUCCCUGAUUAGAAUAUGAUAUAGCUAUGUAAACUUAUAGAAAAAAGUAAGAAGUUAAUUAAUCUUAGGCUAAACUUAUAUGGCUGGAGAAUCGAAGAUAGUGGAUUUAUAAAAUUAGUAGAUACAUUUAGUUUUCUCUAAAAUAUUACCUAACUUGAGCUUAAUUACUAAUAUAAUUCAGCAUAUGAAAUUGGUACAUCAGGGCUAGCAUAAGCACUUUCUAAAUGCUAUAAUAUUUAAUAUUUAAAUCUUGCUAUAUCAUAAUCUAUAGAUGAUGAAACAUUAAUUAAACUUGGAUAAGCUUUAUCUUAACUUUUUAAACUAAAAAUAUUGAUAUUAGAUUUUGGUGAGCAUCCUACAAUUGAUGUUGUUAUUUACUAAGGGGAAUAAAUUACUCAAAUUUAUGAUGAAGGAUUCAAGAGAUUCUUUUAGUGUUUGAAGAAAUGUUAAGAUAUCAACUAUAUUUAGCUUUAUUUUGAUUUCAUGGUAGAUUUUAAUAUUAAAAUGUAAUAAAAGAUUAUGUUAAAAUUUAAAAAAUUAACAUAUUUUAAUAUUGCUCCUUUUGAGGAUAAUAGAUAUUUUAAAAGAAGUUUGUAAAGCUGA